Messenger RNA from Lotus japonicus, 627 nucleotides. RefSeq lists its product as uncharacterized. The transcript has 5 exons. The record is from RefSeq and is a predicted model, not a curated record. Lineage: Eukaryota; Viridiplantae; Streptophyta; Magnoliopsida; Fabales; Fabaceae. Bases 1 to 627 code for a protein of 208 amino acids.
AUGGACAUGAUUCUUAUGGAUGAUAAGGGUCAUAAGAUUCACGCUUCGGUAAGAAAGACUCUUAUAUACCGAUUCCAAUCUUUGCUAAGUGAAGGUCGGGUAUAUCAGAUUUCAUUUUUUGGUGUUGGUGAAAGCGGUCGUGACUUCCGUCCAACCUCGCAUCCAUGGAAAAUCAACUUUGACAUUCAUACUUCUGUGAGAUUGGUUCCCAACAAGGCGAUAAACUUAAGCCCUUAUUCUUUUGUGCCACUCUCUGAUAUAAUUUCUAAGGACCUUGAUACAUCUUUUCUUAUAGAUGUAAUUGGGAUUCUCACUGGUGCAACUGGUGAGCAAGAAUUUGAGAAAGACGUGGAAAAACAUAAGAGAAUUACUAUUCAACUUGACCAAGAUGGGUUCUUGGAAUCAAAUGAUACUGCUGCACAAGUGAUUAGCCCGCUGCAGGACUCGGCAAAAAAAUCUACCCCUGAAGAUGAUUUCCUAAAACUUAUUGAUGGGAAAACCAUUGAGCAACUCAAAAAUCUUGCUGAGCAAAAGUCCUAUUGUAUUGUUCUUGGUACGGUUAAGUAUAUCGCAGAGGGUAUGGAUUGGUAUUACCCUACUUGCAAAUGUAGCAAGAAGAUGAAUUAA